Molecule: messenger RNA, 2061 nt
Organism: Mya arenaria
Lineage: Eukaryota; Metazoa; Mollusca; Bivalvia; Myida; Myidae
Product: interferon-induced protein 44-like
Exons: 7
Coding region: 85-1581 (498 amino acids)
Source: RefSeq, a predicted model, not a curated record
ACUUAUUUGUUUGUUUACAAAUUAAAUACGUGGGAAGUAAAACUUAAAUUUAUUUUAGUGUUUUUACGAGCGAACCUUUCAAACAUGUUAAAAUCGACCAUGUCAAGCGGCCGCUUGACACAAGCCGAUCGAGAUCAGCUGGAGACAUGGAUUGGCGGCGGCCCGAAAGUGUUCCACCUACUGUACAACAUCACAAAGGACAGUUGCGACACGGCUACAUUUCACCAGAGGUGCGACAACCAGGGACCUACGGUCACCGUGCUCUAUAACCCACAAGGGUCCGUCUAUGGAGGGUUUGCAAGUGUUGGCUGGGAAGGCUCAGGUAUCUGGUCUGUGGACAACGCCGCUUAUCUCUUUCAGCUGAAGUUUUCAGGAUUAAGGAAAUGUAAUAGGUUUCCGGCAAAACCGGGCUGUAAAACUGUGUUCUCGAGUCCAACUUUUGGGCCUGUAUUUGGUUACGGAGGCGAUCUAAACACGUUUCACAGUCAGCCAAUACCAAAUGAAAAUGGAGUUUUCAAACUUAAUGGCAACAUGCGUAGAUUUGGCACAAACUUCGACGCUCCUGGCCUUCAAUCAGCGGAUAUCAAUAACGGCACGAUGGACGUCACCGAGUUGGAAGUGUACAAAGUUACAGACGGCGUCAGACUCAAGACGGUGGAGACACAGACGGAGCCAGGCUGCCUUGAGACCGCCAAGUAUUGGAGGAAAACGCCGGACUGGAACCAGCAGCUUGCCGAGUCUUUGUGUAAAGAGCUGGGGUCCUACAAAUGCCCGGUGGAAUCGACGUCCGGCGAUUUGCGUAUUCUCUUGCUAGGACCUGUCGGCUCGGGGAAGUCCGGCUUCGUAAACACUGUCCAGUCGGGGUUUUCCGGACGUCUCCGACAGAUAGCGCAAGUUGGAAACAGCGAGCACAGUAUUACCACACAGUAUAAGCCCUACAGGCUAAGGUCAAGGUCAGGCGGUCACCCAAACAUCCGGCUUUGUGACAUCCCGGGGAUGAUGCGGAGGCUUGGCCUCGACAUCACGGAACUGGGAUUCCUUCUGAAUGGCAAUAUUCCGGAACAGUACACGUUCAAUCCGUUCGUGCGUUUCUCGACCUGUAGCCCGGGUUUUGUGUGCAAGCCUCCACGUGGCCGAGAAGUUCACUGUGUGGCCCUGGUACUUGACACAUCCACGGGUAUGGAGACCGAGGCUGCUGAUUGGAUGAAGACAUUCACACGCAUCGUCAAUGAGAGAAGCAUCCCUCUCGCAAUUUUGCUGACAAAAAUUGACCUCGCAUGCCCGACAUUGGCCGAGGACCUUUCUGGUGUAUUUAAAAGCCAGGCAAUUGAAACAAAGGUCAACACAGCAUCGUCAAUAUUUGGAGUCCCGAGAAACAAUGUCUGGCCCGUGAAAAACUACGAGAACGAGGCUUGCGUUGACGAUGACGUCACUAUUCUCUCGCUACUCGCACUACAGCGAUUGGUCCAUUUGGCAGAGGAUUAUAUAGAGGGACAGGAAAUCGGUAUCACAGAGCGGGAUGAGAGGGAAAACGGCAGGGAUCAUGCUGGGGAAACCGUGGAGUCAGAUACUUCUGCAUAAGUUACGAGCGAUGAGGUUUAUGUUGAUUGUGUUUCAACAGACGAGUUUGCCGAUUUGCAUGGCAAUAUUACGGUUCGAGUGGUGUUAGGUUCGAAAUGUUUAUGAGAUUGACCAGAGCCAUGGUUACAAUGAGCUUUUCACUGCAUACGAAUAGUCAUUAGUUCUCGUUCCAAUUACACGCCGAAUCAUCUGGACCUACAUGUAGUCAUAAAGAAUUGUUGUUAGGAAAACUAGCAUACAGGUCUUUAAAGAAUCUUGUUUGUAGAUUCUUUAGUGAUCAUCAUGCUCAAAGAUAUUCCGACGUUUGGACACGCCUUCCAAAUAAAGUUAAGAUGCAGUUUAAAAGUUUUGGCAUAUGAUAUUAUCCGGAGUUUUGUACUGAAUGAUAUAUACGGUACAUAAACGGUAAAGAUGUAUAUUUAUUAAAACCUAACUCUAUACCUAUAUAGUAAAAACAUGUUAUAUAAGUACGGUUUGUUU